GCGGCGCGGAGGAGGCCGGUGAUGGCGGCGCCCUCGGCCCCGCGGCCGCCGCGGCCCCGCAAGGAGCCGCAGCCGCUCGUCAUCCCGCGCAGCGCCGCCGAGGAGCAGCGCCUCCGCCUCGAGCGGCUCAUGAGGAACCCGGAAAAGACUGUACCAAUUCCUGAAAAACUGAAUGAAUGGGCACCACGACCUCCCCCGGAGUUCGUUAGAGAUGUGAUGGGUUCCAGUGCUGGAGCUGGGAGUGGGGAAUUUCACGUGUACCGGCAUCUUCGUCGGCGAGAGUACCAGAGGCAAGAUUUCAUGGAUGCCAUGGCUGAGAAGCAAAGACUAGAUGAGGAGUUCCAGAAGAAGCUGGAGAGGAAUAAGAUGAUUGCAGAAGAGCAAACAGCAAGACGUAGAAGGAAGAGACAGAAGUUAAAAGAGAAGAAACUUCAAGCUAAGAAAACUAAACUUGAACAAAAGAAACAGGAAAAAGAACCUGACCAAUCUCAAGAGCAAGUCAGCAGCGAGGAUGAUGAAGAGGAUAGCAAGGAGGAAGAAGAGAAGGAAGAUGACGCUGAAGAGCCAAGUUUUGUGAUGGGAAGAGGAUGAGGCCUUUCAGGGACAGCUGGAAGCACUGUUCAUUGCUUUAUAAUCAGGAGCAUGAAAGUCUUUCAUCUCAGCCAAGCAGAACCCAUCGGCAUACGUUGCAUCUACUUAACGGUGAAUGACCUUCACGUUGCAGGCCCAAGAGAUAUCGAUAGAGAAAUGCCAAAUAAGAGAUUUUUUUCUUAAUUGCUUGUAUAACUGCUGUGCAGUCUGCUCUAAGUUUGCUCUGAAGGGUCAGCCAUAAGCCUCUGUGACCCUAGAGUUCUUUCCAACAUGGCCCAGAGUGUUUUUCUGUCUGAAAGCUGAAACAUAUCCAUUACUGUUUAAGGAAAAUACUACUGUGAGGGCUACAUCUUCUACUUAUGUCGAAGCUGGAAGCAGUGGGAUACAUGAAUCUAAGAGAAGAGCUUAACCUGAAGUAGAAAAGUGGUCCGUAGCCAGACUCUCCUGCACUGUGAGUGUUCUGAAUUUGGGGUUUUGUAUGGGGUCAUCUCUAACCCAAAGAAAUUAGUUUAUGUUGCUAGACAGGUUCUAUAGAUUUUUAAGCAGGAUCCAUUUUUUAUUGCUGAACUUUCCCUAUUGCUUUUCUUCCGUGUUUUUUAAAUGAAUAAAGGGAAUGUGUUGGA
Molecule: messenger RNA, 1214 nt
Organism: Colius striatus (speckled mousebird)
Lineage: Eukaryota; Metazoa; Chordata; Aves; Coliiformes; Coliidae
Gene: PRKRIP1
Product: PRKR interacting protein 1
Exons: 6
Coding region: 22-591 (189 amino acids)
Biological process (GO): negative regulation of protein kinase activity
Cellular component (GO): nucleolus
Molecular function (GO): double-stranded RNA binding; protein kinase binding; protein kinase inhibitor activity
Source: RefSeq, a predicted model, not a curated record